This is a messenger RNA of Gilbertella persicaria, 1343 nucleotides long. Its product is annotated as transcription factor Opi1-domain-containing protein. The record is from RefSeq and is a predicted model, not a curated record. The coding region runs from base 53 to 1321 and encodes 422 amino acids. Gene Ontology annotation, molecular function: transcription corepressor activity. The transcript has 2 exons. Lineage: Eukaryota; Fungi; Mucoromycota; Mucoromycetes; Mucorales; Choanephoraceae. Gene Ontology annotation, biological process: regulation of transcription by RNA polymerase II; phospholipid biosynthetic process; endoplasmic reticulum unfolded protein response. Gene Ontology annotation, cellular component: nucleus; endoplasmic reticulum.
AAACAAAAAAAAAAACUCCUUUUCUUUCUUUUGUCUUUUCAUAUAUACAAUCAUGACACACCAUCAAUCCUCACCCAUGUCUAUUCACCAACUUGUUCAUAUAGAUGAUCCUGAUGUUAAAAUGGCUGCUGAAGUAUUAGGUGAUAUGGCCAGAUUAGAGACAAGAAAAUUACCACCACUCUCUACACCAUCUACCACACCUAGUUCUCCAUUAACCACACCUCAUAUAGACAGACUAUCAUUCAGUAGUGAGACAACCAUGGUAGAGAAUCAUGUGGAUACAAGACAGCCUAAUUUUAUUCAUCGAGUAUCGAAUAUUCCUCUUGUGAAUUCAGCAUUACGUGUGUAUGAAAACUCAAAGAAUUCAAGUUCUGUCAUGAAAUAUGGUGCUGAAAUGGUCGAAUCAUUUGCUGCUCCUAUUUAUGAUAAAUUUGGGAAACCAGCAUUAUCUAAUGUAGAUGCAUGGGGAUGCAAACAAUUGGAUAAGUUGGAAGAAAGAUAUCCUGAUUAUGUGACACCUAUUCAACAAAUAACAAAAGAACAGGAAGAGGAAGAAGAAGAAGAUGACGAUGCUCGAUCUGCUACAUUUGCUCUUUCACGUGCUUCUUUGAUGGAUACAGAAGGUAUUCGAAAAAGAAGAGACUCUACAGACACACAUAAAAGUCGUUCUCGUCAUUCAUCUUCUCGAUCAACUUCACCUCACAGACCUUAUACGAUUCGUCAUCAUCACCACCAUCAUCAUCAUCAUCAAAAGAGUAAAUGGCAUCAAAUUGUCAUGCAUGCUUCUUCUGCAGCAGGUACAACAGCAGCUGUGAUCAGUGAAGAAAGCAUGAAAUGCCUUAAAUACUGCCUUAGUUGGCUACAUUAUGCUUCACAACACAUAUUUCAACAAAUGACAUUAUUGCGUCGGUUUUUAUCUCAAGAGAACGAUGAUCCACCUUCUACAGUCACAGAGAUCAAACGAGAAAUGGUCGAUACAUUACGUAAAGUAGUGGAUGUGAUAUCGAAAUACGCAGGCUCUGGUUUGCCUGAACAGGCCAAAGUAGCUGUCCGUGGAUUUAUCUUGGCAUUGCCUACACGAUGGGCUAUGCUGAACUCAUCCAAAGCAAGUUCCCCUACAGCUUCUCCUUCCCUUACACCUACUCAAGAUAUCCAUGAAACAUCCAUGAAGUUGCUUGAUUUUGGCCAUGAGUCACUCGAGAUGAUUAGUUCAGUCGCUCAUGUGUUUUCAGACACAAUUGAACGGGCUGAAUUAUGGUUAUAUCGUCUUCGUGUUGUCGGUGCUGGUCGAAAACCUAUUGAGACUCCUAAAAAAGAAUAAAAACCCAAUUCUCAACUCAGAC